This is a messenger RNA of Diachasma alloeum, 3113 nucleotides long. Its product is annotated as ubiquitin-conjugating enzyme E2 R2. Lineage: Eukaryota; Metazoa; Arthropoda; Insecta; Hymenoptera; Braconidae. The record is from RefSeq and is a predicted model, not a curated record. The coding region runs from base 506 to 1222 and encodes 238 amino acids. Gene Ontology annotation, biological process: ubiquitin-dependent protein catabolic process; protein polyubiquitination. Gene Ontology annotation, molecular function: ubiquitin conjugating enzyme activity. The transcript has 5 exons.
CCCUCGCCGCUAGUAUGGUCGUCAGCUGUUUAAUUUUCAGCCAGUGGUGGGUGAGUUCGCGUCUGUUAUUUGUCUCCCCCCGUUGGUGCAAGUGCCUCGCCGAGCUCUGGGGCAUUCACUUGAUCCUCAGCUCUCCAACUCUUCACUCUCCCCCAACAGAUUAACGUUCAAGUGUUCAGUGUAUGUUUCCUUUGUUUAUCUCACCGUUGCUCCUUUAUUUAACCCCCAUUUUCGUUAUUUUAUUUAGCGAGUUGCAUUGCUAUACCAACAAGGUAAAGUGCAAGCGUUGAGUCGAUUUCCGGGAUUGCGCAAAGGCAAACGAGUAUCGCAUACACGGGAAAAAAAUAAAAUCGUGAACGGGAGGAAGAAAGAAAAAUAACGGAGGGAGAGAGGAAAAUAAGAGCGUCUGCUCUGUCUCGUUAUUUAUUUGUGCUCAUCACUGGCGAGAGGAAUUAUUCAGUUUGAGUGUUUGUGAUAAAUUAAAGGGUUUUAUAACCUGUGAAUUAUGGCAAUGCCAACGAGCAGCGCUGUGAGGGCACUUGCCCUGGAGUAUAAGAGCCUUCAAGAAGAACCUGUCGAGGGCUUUCGCGUUAAACUUGUCAAUGAGGACAACAUGUUUGAGUGGGAAGUCGCAAUUUUUGGACCGCCAGAUACACUUUAUCAAGGUGGAUAUUUCAAGGCACACAUGAAAUUCCCACCAGAUUAUCCAUACAGUCCACCCAGUAUUCGCUUCAUGACAAAAGUCUGGCAUCCGAACGUGUACGAGAAUGGCGACUUGUGCAUCUCCAUUUUGCAUCCACCGGUCGACGACCCACAGAGCGGUGAAUUGCCAUGUGAGAGGUGGAAUCCAACGCAGAACGUCAGGACAAUCCUGUUAUCAGUAAUAUCACUCUUGAACGAGCCCAACACCUACAGUCCAGCUAAUGUUGAUGCAUCAGUCAUGUACAGACGUUGGCGCGAUUCCAAGGGCAGAGACAAAGAAUAUGAAAAUAUAAUCAGAAAACAAGCUCAAGCAGCGAAGGUGGAAGCCGAGAGAGAGGGCAUAGUGGUACCACUUACGCUUGAAGAUUACUGCAUAAAGACCCGUGCAAGGCCGGCAGAACAGCCACUUGAUAUGACUGAUUUCUACGAUGAUGAGUAUGAGCUCGAUGAUGAUGACGGCGACGGACUCAGUGUCAGCGAUUACGAGGAUGGCGAUGACAGUGGUAAUGGCGAGUCGUGAUCAAUUUCGUAGUUAAGUACGAAGAAAAAAUGAGACGAAUAAAACAGAAAAAGUAAAAAAAAACCUCGAAAUAUACAACAAAGUAAAGUAACAAUGGAAGAAAAUAGUAUAUUACGAUACAAGGGAAAAAAGGAGUUGCUGACGAGGGUGAAGGUUUACACUCGUCGGAAAGUACAUUUUUUCGUAUGUAUCGUACGAUAUUUUAUGAUACUCGUGACGAAAAGGCGGUUCUUUGAGCACGAAGCGUGCAAAAAGUGCCCUUUUUUCACUUACAUCAUAAAGAAUUUUAACGUAUGAUACUGGUGAUGCCAUUUAUCCAGUCCUGUACAGAUUGAUAAAUUAAUGAUCUUCUGAAGGAGAAAAAUAAAUUUGGAUAAAUAAUGAAAUGGAAAUUGAUCUGGAUAAUUAAAUAAAUAUAAAAGAAUGAAUAAAAAAUGUGACAAAAUGUAAAAUAUAACUGUUUCAUCAUCUCUUGUUCUCAAUCGUAUUUAAUACAAGCAAAGAGUGAUGAAAGAAAUUGGCAGAUUAUUCCGGAAAUAUCUUACAAGAGUUUCAAAAAAUCAUUUGAGGAACAUGAUUUGUAGAAAAUGUAAUAGCGGGCAGAAUAGGCCGUUGAAUUUUCCCUCUGAACUCAUUGGUUUUCGAACUAUUGGCUAAUUUCUGUGAAAUUUUUCGAAUGACCAUUGAUCAAUAUUUAUCCAUAUUCCAUUUCUCCAACCCCCAUGUUAGAAGCUCCUUAGCUUAAGCAGCGAUACGGUUUAUAGAUAACGAAACUAAUAUCUCAAAACAGUGCUUUGUUCCUUUCAAAAUAAAAUCCAUGGUGAAAUAAUGUUGAAUAUUUCAUCUAGAAUUUUAAAAUAACUUGUUUUUUGUCGAGCGCUUGAAAAGCGACAUCGAUGUCACUGACAAUUCUUAAAAUAAUAUAACAAGUUUGUUUAGUCCAUGAAUUGAAUAGAAGACAAUUGAAUUUUUGUCUAUUUAGAAGUAAUUUUUGUAUUACUGCCCUCAAUCGAAGGAUGAAGGCGACGUUUGUGUUAAUAUAGUUUAUCACUUGACCUUUUUAUUAUUAUUGUUUUUCCUCGAUAUCGGAUUAAAAUUAAUCAAGAUUCGUAGUACAUUUUCUUGUUAAUGAGCGUGGGUUUUUUAUUGUCUGUAUUCAGCGCGCAUGAUUUUAUUCAAAACAAUAAGUUUAUUUUGUUUUUUGCUUCAAUGUUCAUACCAUGCAUUUUUAUGCGAUGACUAUCAUUUUUUUUCGGAGUCGAAUGGAUUUUGAGUAAAACAAUUGCAUUAGAACUUUUUUUAAGUGGAUAAACUCGAAACGAUUGAUCAUUUUAUUCUGCUUUGACAAAUGGAAAAAAAUUAGAAGCAGCGAAUUUAGUGGCUCUGCAUCAAAUGCGAGACCUUAUAAAUAAAAGAAUUUUAAAUAUUGAAAUUAUUAUUACAAUAAAAUGAAUCACAAUAUUGAGACAUGUAUCACCCUUUCAAUUGACUAAUUUUUUCUUCUCUAUUUUUAUUUCAUAUAACUCAAGUACGAGAAAAAUCAAGAGGAAGAAAUAAAACUCCAAAAGGAUCUUAAAAAAACAAUUAAGAAAUAUUUAAAUGUAAUAAUAAUAAUAAUGUGUGGACAUGUACUCAGUGCUUGAAGUAGUUUUUAGAUGAAUUUUCCUCGUUCCAAAAAAAGAAAAGUGAAAUCAGGCGUAGAAUCUCAUUCCGUUAAAUCAAUUAAUUAGAAAACAUUGAAAAAAAAUUUUUUUUUUAUCAAUUCAGAGAAUAGAAAAAUCAACAAAUUGCCGUAAAAAUCAAAUGAUUUGUAUAUUUCGUGAGAAUGCAAAUUUAUCCCCUCUUUUUGUACAUAUCAAAUAAAGAUCUCUUCAUAAAAUUGACUGUGAAA